UUGUUGUGCCAUACGAGGCAAAUUAUCAAAAUACCGCCCCAAUUUUUUUUUCGAGGAAAUAACAAAUCCAAAUUUUACAGUUUUGAUUUAAACAUUAGCUUUUGCUGAUUGACUGGUAGUCCAUCUAAGCGUUUGACAGCUCACUUCUAGCGCUGACAAGUGUUUGACAUAAGAGUUAUCGCUUCGGAUGUAGAAUCUUAUAUGUUUUUUAUUGGAUUCUCUUACCAGAGAGUAAAAUAAGAAAAAAUUAGAACUGCCUGAAAAAUUGAAAAAAAAAUCAAGAAAAGAAGAAGAAUUGAAAAGGAAAAAUCGGGCGAGGGGAGCAAGCCGAAAAUUUUCCUCCAUUAUACACAGUAAUAAUUGAAUUUUGACUAUAAUCCGAUCCAUUGUUGAUUUUCCAAACAAAGUAUAUGUAAGUUUAAAUUUUGGAAAAAUCCAAAUACGGUUCUCAACAUCGACAAUGACAGUUCAUCGUCGUUACGUCUUCCGGUAUUAAUAUUCUCAAAUCUCAAAAUUUCGAGUCUGAAUUUCAAAACAUAAUGAAAACUUUGACGUUCAACACGAUUGUCUUAUGUCAUACAGUCAUUUGAAUGUACAAUUUACAUUGAGAAAUAAGUGCGUAAUUUGAUCGUAUAGAAAUUAAAAUGAUUAUUAUUUGGAUUUUUGAACUGCCGCCCCAUGAAAACCACCGCCCGAGGCAAAUGCCUCACAUGCCUCAUGCUUUGCACGCCACCGCAAGCAAUGUUAUUGAAGGAAAUGUUCAAGCAAGAGAGCUUAAGAAUGCAUCUAACCUUUGGGUUAAAUUUAUAUUUACUACAUCCCAAUGUACGAAUUAACACUAUUUUUCAUUUAAUUAUUUUGUCGCGCAGUUACAACAAUCACAAACAUGUUAUAUAUUCUAUUCAAAUCAAGAUCUCGUUCAUUUUUAUAGCAACAGUCAAAUGAUCGAGUCAGUGCGGCAGUUAGAAACUUAAUAGUUAUUCGUUCUUGCUACUAGAAAUUAGUUGAGUGGGUUACAAACGUUAUUUUGCAUAUUUUGACUUUCUUAACAUUUGAUUUUCAAUUUCUAACACGUUUGAUAUUCAUGAUCACAGUCGUUAGUGUCGCCCAAUUUGCAUUUUCAGCAAUAGAUAAAAAUGUAAAUGUGAGGUAAUUUGGAAACCGACGGCGGAUAAUUAUUCUUAACAAAAUGGAAAAUUAAACAGUUUAACUAGCAGAAAGUUACCAAUUCUUCAACACAAUAGAAAAUGCGUAGAAAUUUCUUAUAAAAGAGAGUUCAUUUCGUUGUAGCUGCCCAGUCAGCGAUCGGACGUUCCUCCAAGUUCAAGUGUUGAAAAAUUAGGAAAAUAAGUGAUUUCUGAGUGAGAAUAUAGUGAAUGUUAUAGAUUAUUAGCGGGAAGCAAUAAUACAUUUACAAAGUGCUUUAAGUGAUAUAUACGAAAUAUGUUUUAAAUUUUUUUCGGUGAAAAAAGUGUGCUUGAAUUGAAAUUCAUCAAAAGUGAAAGUAAAAUUGUUGAUAGAUACGUGAAAAAAUUCACAUCUGAAGAAAAUUGGAAAUAAAUACAAUCCAAACAAAAGUUAUCUAUUUGUUGGAAGAUUUUUCAAGUCGGUAAAAAAUGGCUGAAGCGAAACUAAAUGAUGUGAAAACAGUGGACGCUCGUAUUCGACCAGCUACACCAGGUGAUGAAAUUGUUAUUAGUGGAGUUAGUGGAAAAUUUCCCAGUGCGAGAAAUGUCACGGAAUUUGCGCACAAAUUAUAUAAUAAGGUGGAUAUGGUGACGGCAUCGGAAAAAAGAUGGCCAAAUUAUAACUCUGAAAUCCCGGCUCGAAUGGGUGUAAUUGAUAAUAUUGAAAAAUUUGAUGCAACAUUUUUCGGUGUUCCAUACAAGCAAACGGAAUCUAUGGACCCGCAAUGUCGGGUGCUCAUCGAAAAGGCGUACGAAGCGAUUAUGGACGCAGGCGUUUGCCCAAAGUCGAUACGUGGAUCGAAAACGGGUGUUUUUGUUGGUGCAUGUUUCGGUGAAUCGGAAAGAGCAUUCUUUUAUGAUCCGACUUACAUAACAUCAAGCGGUUUGGGAAUAUCGGGAUGUAGCCGUGCGAUGCUUGCAAAUCGUGUUUCGUACUGCUUGGGCUUAACUGGUCCAUCAUUUAUGUUGGAUACGGCCUGUUCAAGUUCGAUGUAUGCAUUGGAUGCCGCAUUUUCGGCCAUUCGAAGUGGUGAAUGUGACGCUGCUUUGGUUGGAGGAACUAAUCUUCUCUUGCAUCCGUAUACGACUCUUCAAUUUGCCAGAUUGGGUGUCAUUGCGAAAGACGGCUACUGUCGUCCAUUUGACCAUAAAGCAUCUGGAUACACUCGUUCAGAGGCAAUUUGCAUGAUGUAUUUACAACGAACGAAAGAUGCCAAACGUAUCUACGCGAAUGUAAUUUAUUCAAAAGCAAAUUGCGAUGGAUACAAAAUUGAGGGUAUAACAUAUCCAUCAGGCGAAAUGCAAGAGGCACUUUUGGCGGAAUUCUAUGACGAUCUCCAAUUGGAUCCAACUACAGUCGGCUAUGUUGAAGCGCAUAGUACCGGUACUUUUGUCGGUGAUCCCGAAGAGUGUAAAGCAUUAGACAAUAUAUUCUGUCGGGGUCGUACCGAACCAUUGUUAGUCGGUUCGGUCAAAUCAAAUAUUGGGCAUACGGAAUCAUCAUCUGGCGCUUGUUCAAUUACCAAAGCUAUUAUCACAUUUGAACAUGGAAAAGUUCCACCAAAUAUUAAUUUCGAACAGAUUCGACCAACAAUCCCAUCGUUGACUGAAAAACGCAUGAUC
Molecule: messenger RNA, 2810 nt
Organism: Sitodiplosis mosellana (orange wheat blossom midge)
Lineage: Eukaryota; Metazoa; Arthropoda; Insecta; Diptera; Cecidomyiidae
Product: fatty acid synthase-like
Exons: 3
Biological process (GO): fatty acid biosynthetic process
Molecular function (GO): 3-oxoacyl-[acyl-carrier-protein] synthase activity; fatty acid synthase activity
Source: RefSeq, a predicted model, not a curated record